Messenger RNA from Trypanosoma rangeli, 636 nucleotides. RefSeq names its product adenylate cyclase-like protein. The record is from RefSeq and is a predicted model, not a curated record. Gene Ontology annotation, biological process: intracellular signal transduction; cyclic nucleotide biosynthetic process. The transcript has a single exon. Lineage: Eukaryota; Euglenozoa; Kinetoplastea; Trypanosomatida; Trypanosomatidae. Bases 1 to 636 code for a protein of 211 amino acids.
AUGGGGACGGCCACCACGAAAUACCACGCCAUGAUACGUUCGAUCAUUGCCUUGUACGAGGCCUAUGAGGUGAAGGUGAUGGGGGACAAUUUUAUGAUUGCCUGCAUAGACAUUGUUGUGGGCAUGAAAAUUGCGCUGGCGAUUCAACUGGAGUCGAUGCGCGCGGUGCCCAUUGCUCCAGGCUUCAAGAUGAUCGAAAAUCCGCAGGGCGGGGGUGACCCCUCAUGCUGGCGAAGCGAAGGCCUUCGGAUACGGGUGGCCGUGCAGCACUGCGUGGACGUCGUUGCCUCGUAUGACCCCAUUCACCAGCAAUACGACUAUUACGGCCCCAGUGUGAAUUGCUGCUCCAGCAUGCUACCUGUGGCCUGCGGUGGUGAGAUUUUGCUUUCGAAGGAAUCAUUCAGCGCCCUGGAGGCAAUGCCGGCGUAUAAAGAGGAGCCGUGCCCUUGGGAUCUGCGACAGCUGGAGGUCCACUCCUUUCACACCGAUCCAAGAGGCAUGGACGAGUUUAUCAGCGUGAGGGAUGUUGGACCAGCUGAACUGCAGGGCAUUUCCAAGCCCGUUCACCUGCUGAGCAUUACGCCCAAGUCACUGAGUGGAAGGGAGUUUCGCCAUGCAAAACUAGCAGGACAAUGA